Messenger RNA from Dendrobium catenatum, 981 nucleotides. RefSeq lists its product as uncharacterized. Lineage: Eukaryota; Viridiplantae; Streptophyta; Magnoliopsida; Asparagales; Orchidaceae. Bases 1 to 981 code for a protein of 326 amino acids. The transcript has 3 exons. The record is from RefSeq and is a predicted model, not a curated record.
AUGGGUGGAAGCCAUUCGUAUGAGAAAAAGACUAAGCUUGUCAAAGAGCUGAAAUCCCUUGGUUCAGGUGGUCUAAUGGUGAUAUGGAGGAAUGACUUAGCAGUAUUUUUAGUUAUUGAAGCUUCUUCACAGAUGAUUUUGGGAAAGAUGGAAGUCCACGGCAAAGGCAGCUGGAUUGUGGCUUCGGUGUAUGGCAGUGUAGAUGCUAACGAAAGGAAUAGUCUUUGGGCUGAUAUUGGGAGACAAUGUUCAUCUGAUCUCCCUAUGGUAGUAGGUGGAGACUUCAACUGUGUACUGUCCCAAUCGAAAAAAAGAGGAGGGAAAAAGUUUUGCUUAACUCAAGGAUCGAAGGACUUUAAUAACUUCAUGAUCAUCAAUGAUCUUCAUGAGGUGAGAUCGAUGGGACCAAGAUCAUUGUCCUUUACUAUUAGACAUCUACAAACCGGUGGAAAAGGGCAGCAGGGAUAUUCGUAUGAAGAGACCUGGGCGUCUUACCAUGGUGUUGUUUCUUUGGUGAAGAGAAUUUGGCUUAAAAACUUCUUGGGUGAUCCACCGUUGGCUCUCAAUUUGAAACUCAAGAGGACUCUGAAAGGUCUCUUUUACUGGAGUAAGGCAAAGUUCAUGAAUCUGAAUCAUUUAAGAGAUAAAUUGAAAAAUGAAAUUUUGGAAAUUCAGCUGGAGGAGGAUGAAGGGUGGAUCUCUUUUGAUAGAUUACAGCUUUUGAGGUUUAAAAUUAAUGAACUUAAUGUUACUUUGGCUAGACUCAACACUUGGUGGAGACAAAGGGCUAAAGCAAGAUGGAUGGAUGAAGGUGAUUGUAAUUCGUCUUUUUUUAAUACCUUUACCAAUGCCAGAAGAAGAACAACUGGAUUAGUCAUUUUAAGACUAAGAAUGGCAUUAUUUCGGAAGAAGAAGCAUUUAUCUAGAAGACCUUCUCAGAUUUUUUCAAGUUCAAAUGGCAACACAGAAAAUGCUCAUUAG